CAUUUCCCGGUCAGCUGAUUCAGACUGGGGAUAGACAAGCGGACUGCUAGCAUCCACAAUGAUAAUCCCGUCUCAUCGUCUGGACGGCGUUUGAAAUGAGUCACACGAAUCCGUAAAAGCCACUUAAAACCUUGAAAACCCCCGGAUUAAUACCCGAGUCCCUGCGUGUUUGUGUCCACCAGCAUCGAGCAUCGGAUCUUGUGGGAAAGCAGCAGACAAGAGCCUUGUCCCCUGCUUCUCUCCUCCUCUGUUUACUGGAAACUUCCUCUCCUCUCCUGGCCACUGACAGGCCUUUUUCCUACAGCAGUGCCAGAAACGGACGCUGCUGAGAAAGCCACAGUGUCAGACUGAACUGGAUUCAAUGAGGGAGCCAGAUCGGGAGGAGCAGCCUGAAGCCAACAUGCCCCCCAAGUUUAAACGACACCUCAACGAUGACGAGGUCACGGGAUCUAUUCGCAGUGAGAGGAGGAACCUGCUGGAGGAGGACUCUGACGAGGAGGAAGACUUCUUUCUGAGAGGGCCCACAGGACCCAGGUUUGGACCUCAGAAUGACAAAAUCAAGCAGGUGCAGUCGCAGGUCGAUGAGGUGAUCGAUGUGAUGCAGGAGAACAUCUCCAAAGUGAUAGAGAGGGGCGAACGUCUCGACGACCUGCAGGACAAGUCGGAGAGCCUAUCAGACAACGCGUCUGCCUUCAGUAGCCGAGCCAAACAGCUGCACAGGAGGAUGUGGUGGAGAGACAUGAAGAUGAAGAUGAUUAUCGCCUUGGUUGUGAUCGCGCUCCUGCUCAUUAUCAUCAUACCAGUGAUCCUGCGAUAUCGCUAGUGUCUGACGUGGAAGAUGGGAAAGAACCCUCCUCUUCCUCUUCUUCCUCUCUCUCUCUCUCUCUCUCUCUCUCUCUCUUUCUCUCACUCUCUCCUCUGCACACAGUUCUCCACUCCAGCUAGGGGGUGCCAGCCAACCCCCCCACACCCUCCUUAGUAUCAGCCCGUGUACCCUCAAGGAUCUGGCCUCAACUUGCCCUUAGUACAGAUCUUAUUGUUGGCAUUUCCUCUGAAAUCUGCUGUGAGAUCAGUCCUAAGGCUCGGUUUGAUCCCUGGCUUCGAAACCUAGCUACAGAAAGGGGAACACAGCGGGUAAGGGUUGGGGAGAUAUUUGAAUGCAGUUUAGGAGAAAACACUUACUCUCAGCCCUCAGUGUGAAGGAGUGGUCCAUUCCACGGCACAUAUCACAUGUUGGACCCUGGCUUUGCCUUGUCAACAGGGAAACUCCGGGUCCUGCAAAUUACAUAACAUAGAUAGAUAUUGUAAAGGCAGGCAAUCCAUGGCAACUGUCGAUUUUUAGUUUAGCUGGUCUGAAUCUUCUGCAGCAGCCUCAUAUAAAGACGCUGUAACAUCCACCGAAUGAACCUCAGAUGUCUACCCAUGAUUCCUCGUGUGCUCUCUCGCUCUGAAACACAGACGAUGAGAACGUUUAAAGAGAACAUUCUGUGAACACGAGCACGUUUCUCUGUCUGACGCGAGGCGAGGGAACAUCUGAGGUUCACGUGCACAGUCGAAGGUGGUUUCCUCUUUUAGUCAUCAAACAGGCUUUCCGACAGAAAUUUCACUUAUCAGAUACGUUCCCUCAUCUGCACAGAUGAUCGGAAAAGGGAAAUGCCAUUAUGUUAGGCCAACAUCCUGCUUUCUAACAUUAUUUUUACUCCAUAAAUUUCCAUUUCCGCCUCGCCCCCCCCUCGAUAGCUGGUUAUACUGUACAGCAGGACCAUGUCAAACCAAAACGUCCUGAUUAUGAAUGUCUCCUCACUCGAAACUUCUCACCUUCCUCCUCAGUUGUGCUGAGCUCUGGGCCGGUUUGGUCACGGCUGUCCUACUUUCCUGCUAGUGACAUUAAACUGCCUCUCACUCUGCAGAUGGUUCUGUUAAUACCGCUUCUGUCUUUUUUUUUUUUUUUCCCACUACUCUUAAGUCUUUAUUUCUGCUGGUCGCUCGUUGUGGUGCUUUGUAUGAAUGCUGGUUUUCCCAUCGCCGCCGACGGGACAGUUUAUUUCUCUGUACUGUCACAUCACAUUCAAAGAGGGGUAAUUUAAGUGAUGCAAGUUUAAAGUGGAGCUGUGAAACAAACGUAAGUGUCACUGUGUCUGGAUUAAUUAACUGUAAAAUACAACAAAACUUGACAUUGUCAUUUUAUUUUAUCUUAAUGUAAUUUAUUUUAGCUGUAAAUAUUGAUUCUGUAAUGAUGUACAAAUAUUCUGGCAUUGCAUUGGAAGACUGCGAUAUAUUGAUCCUUUUGUUUUUUUGCUCUGAAAUAAAGUGAUUUUAAAGGG
Toxotes jaculatrix (banded archerfish) is the source of this 2324-nucleotide messenger RNA. It is a transcript of the gene vamp4, whose product is annotated as vesicle-associated membrane protein 4. Lineage: Eukaryota; Metazoa; Chordata; Actinopteri; Toxotidae. Gene Ontology annotation, biological process: vesicle-mediated transport; Golgi ribbon formation. Bases 362 to 823 code for a protein of 153 amino acids. The transcript is spliced from 9 exons. Gene Ontology annotation, cellular component: membrane. The record is from RefSeq and is a predicted model, not a curated record.